Messenger RNA from Callorhinus ursinus (northern fur seal), 1023 nucleotides. The record is from RefSeq and is a predicted model, not a curated record. Lineage: Eukaryota; Metazoa; Chordata; Mammalia; Carnivora; Otariidae.
AUGCAGCGGCCCCGACCCCUCGCGGUGGUGCGACCUUCCCCCGCGGCCACUUCCCUGCCGAGCCUGUGCGACGGAGGGACAAGCUCUACUUCUCAGAACCGCGACGCCCUCGGAAACCCUUCUGAGACAAAGCUGGCGACUGACUCUUCUUGCACUCAUCCACGUGGGGCUUUAAAAAAAGGUAAAAAACAGGCCCUCCCGCCGCGGGGCCCCCGCCGCUGCCGAGCCCCGGCCCGCGCCUGCCGCCCGCGCUCUGCACGGGCCCAACCGCCGGCGCGAGGCGGGCCAAGGGCGAACGGCGCCCCCGACUCCCGGAGCCCCCGGCCCCGCUCCGGGCCCCCGUGCGCCCCAGCCCGACGCCCACCCCGACCCCCCGGCCUAGCCGCCGGUCCCGGGAACCCGCAGGCCCCCCGCGACCCGACGUCCACCCGCGGCCGCAGCCCCUGCGGCCCCCGCCUGACGACCGCCCUGGCCCCACCCCGGACCCCCGGCCACCGGCAGACGCGCCAGCCCGACGCCCACCCCCGAAACCCCAGCCCCACGGCAGGCCUCAAGUCCCCGACCUCCGGCCCGAGCCGACUCCCGGCCCCACGCCGGCCCGAGGCCCGACCCCCGCCCGCGGGAGACCCUCACCGAGGACAGGGAGCUGGUGGCGAGCAAGAGGCGCGGCGGGGCGGCGGCCCGGGUCCCUUCGACUCCGGCACGGCGGCGCUGGCGGCGGCGGCGGCGGCGGAAGUGCGUCACGCGGCGGCGGCGGCGCGGCGACGUGCACUUCCGCCCGGCCCUGACGCCGCGCAUGCGCCCCACCUCGCCCGCCUUCCCGAAGGUUCGUCGAGGCUGGACUUGGGCGGGGGUGGAGGGGCGCCGCCCCCGCGAUGCCACCCGGUGCCCUCCGACCCGGGCGGCGGCGGCCAGCCGAGGAGGCCUGGCCCUCGGCCGUCGGCCUCCCCCAUUGUCCGCCCGCCGCGGCCUCCUGCAACGCCGGCGGGCGGGGAAGCCGCGGCCCGGGGCCGGCCUCCUUGA